AUGGGCUCCUUGCCGAAUCUUCACGAGCUGUCGAAGGACAAGCUCGACAAUCCUGUCCACCGACCGGCACCGAUCGGCGGUCUGGGACCCAUCAGGCUGCCUCCGCAACCACCGCCUUUGGCUCACACCCACCGCAGGGCGCGAAGCGGUGGUCAUCAUCACACGACCCUCUGGGACAAUGACGCGAUGCUCGAGCACAUGGCGACGUACUCGCCGAUCUCCUGUCGCUCGGCCAGGACCUCGGGGUUGUCCUGGCGACGACGGGAGUCGAUGUGUUCCUCGGCCGGGGCGUCGUCGGUGCGUCGCCUGAUAGCAGCGGUGAGGACGGCUCCCUCGGGACCCCGACCCCCCCGGAAGGCCGUCCUGAGGCACUGCGUGGCCCUCCUCCUGGGACACGCGACCUGUUCGGCGGCCACCCUGCCGAUCCUGCCGCUCCAGGCCGGCCUCGGAGCCUUCGACCCCCAGCUGGGCCCAAUCCUGCUGGCCCUCCUCUACACCACGGCCACCCUGACCUCCUGCUUCGCGCCGAUCUUCGUGCAGAAGCUCGGCACCAACCUGACGAUCUGUCUGACCCAUCUGAUCACCACGAUCUUCGUGGGGGUCCACUUCUAUCCCAAGUGGUACGUCCUGGUGCCCAGCUACGCGAUCUUCGGGGCCUGCGCGAGCCCAGGGUUCCUCGCCAGGACCUCGCACACCAACAUCUCCGCGGCCAGGCUCAGCCUCGUCUGCUCCGACCCCGAAGACCCCGACGAGACCCGCAGGGACUGCCUCCUCAGAAGACUCAACAGGGGCAUGAAGCUCGCCGAGGACAUGGGCCUUGCUCUGGGGUGUCUGAUCGCAGCGAUCCUCGUGAAGAUGACCAGCACGGUGCCAGCAAUUACUCUAGAAGGGGAAGCUGUGGAUAUUUGCGGAGCCGAAUACUGCCCCGUAGAGAUGUAUUUCCAGAACGAAACCCUGUUCGCGCCGACUCUUCCCUCGGGGACGGCAAAAAUGGUGAUUAGCGCUUGGUUGGGCCUGGCCAUCCUCGGUUUCGGAAUAUCCUGCGCCUUUUUGGAUUCCCGAAUGAAGGAGCCGCAGAGCGUCAACGACAGACUCAGCACGACGAAUCUCCUCAAAGCCGUCAAGUCUGCCUUUCAAGACCCGAAAUUGCAGCUGGCUGCACCGCUGACUCUUUUCAUAGGAUUGGAGCAGGGCUUCAUAUUCACCGAUUUCACGGAAGCGUACGUGGUAUGUGCCCUGGGUGGAGCUGGCCCAGUGGCUUUAAGUUUUUUAAGUUUAGCACUCUUGCAAGCUCUCGCCGGUGUAACGUUAUCCAUGUUGCUUAGACACAUUAGAAGAUACUUCGUCAUAGCCGUGGGUUUUGCAUUUCACGCCUGUCUACUGCUGGUGCUGGUCGCCUGGAGGCCAGCGGGCGAUGAUCCCGCUCUUUUCCACGUCAUAUCUGCGGCAUGGGGUGUCUGUAAUGCUAUCUGGGAGACGUUAAUAUACACGCUUCUCUUGGGUUUGUACCCCAACUCGUGGCAGGGUCCCCUGUCGACGUCCUUGUUCUGGAGGUGGCUGGGUCUGGCCCUGGCACUGGGUCUGCACGGUCUGGUGUGCACCCGAAUCCGAGUCCUGGGCUUGGCCGCCAUGCUCGUCCUGUCCGUGACUCCCUACGUCUGGCUGGAAGUCCGACUGGCGAGGCGAGGCAAGACCCUGGCACCCUUGUGA
Orussus abietinus is the source of this 1710-nucleotide messenger RNA. RefSeq names its product UNC93-like protein. NCBI's taxonomy places the organism in Eukaryota, Metazoa, Arthropoda, Insecta, Hymenoptera, Orussidae. Bases 1 to 1710 code for a protein of 569 amino acids. The record is from RefSeq and is a predicted model, not a curated record. Gene Ontology annotation, biological process: regulation of muscle contraction; regulation of potassium ion transport. The transcript has 6 exons. Gene Ontology annotation, molecular function: potassium channel regulator activity. Gene Ontology annotation, cellular component: plasma membrane; striated muscle dense body.